Cheilinus undulatus (humphead wrasse) is the source of this 1560-nucleotide messenger RNA. Its product is annotated as filaggrin-2-like. The transcript has 2 exons. The record is from RefSeq and is a predicted model, not a curated record. The coding region runs from base 1 to 1560 and encodes 519 amino acids. Lineage: Eukaryota; Metazoa; Chordata; Actinopteri; Labriformes; Labridae.
AUGAAAGUAGGCUCUGAGGGCGACAUCACAAGCUCUGAGGGCCAUAUCCCAGGCUCUGAGAACAUCACAGGCUCUGAGGGCCAUAUCACAGGCUCUGAGAACAUCACAGGCUCUGAGGGCCAUAUCCCAGGCUCUGAGAACAUCACAGGCUCUGAGGGCCAUAUCACAGGCUCUGGGAACAUCACAGGCUCUGAGGGCCAUAUCCCAGGCUCUGAGAACAUCACAGGCUCUAAGGGCCACAUCACAGGCUCUGAGAACAUCACAGGCUCUGAGGGCCAUAUCACAGGCUCUGAGAACAUCACAGGCUCUGAGGGCCAUAUCACAGGCUCUGGGAACAUCACAGGCUCUGAGGGCCAUAUCCCAGGCUCUGAGAACAUCACAGGCUCUGAGGGCCAUAUCACAGGCUCUGAGAACAUCACAGGCUCUAAGGGCCAUAUCACAGGCUCUGAGAACAUCACAGGCUCUGAGGGCCAUAUCACAGGCUCUGAGAACAUCACAGGCUCUGAGGGCCAUAUCACAGGCUCUGAGAACAUCACAGGCUCUGAGGGCCAUAUCCCAGGCUCUGAGAACAUCACAGGCUCUGAGGGCCAUAUCAAAGGCUCUGACAACAUCACAGGCCCUGAGGGCAAUAUCACAGGCUCUGAGAACAUCACAGGCUAUGAGGGCCAUAUCAGAGGCUCUGAGGGCCACAUCACAGGCAUUGCUCUGAUGGCCACAUCACAGGCUUUGAGGGCCAUAUUACAGCCUAUGAGAAGACCCAUCAAAGACUCUAAGGACCAUGUCACAGGCUCUGAGGACAUCACAGGCUCUGAGGGCCAUAUCACAGGCUCUGAGGGCCAUAUCAGAGGCUCUGAGGGCCACAUCACAGGCAUUGUAGUUCACAUUACAUGUUCUGAGGGUCACGUCACAGGCUCUGAGGACAUCACAGGCUCUGAGGACAUCACAGGCUCUGAGGCCCACAUCACAGGCAUUGAGGUUCACAUAACAUGUUUUGAGGGCAACAUCAUUGGCUCUAAGGAUCAUAUAAAAGGCUUUGAGGGCAACAUCACAGACUUUAAGGGCCAUAUCAUAGGAUUUGAGGGCCAAAUUAAAGGCUCUGAGGGCCACAUCACAGGAUUUGAGGGCCAAAUUAAAGGCUCUGAUGGCCACAUCACAGGCUUUGAGGACCACAUUACUGGCUUUGAGGACCACAUCACAGGCUUUGAGGACCACAUCACUGGCUUUGAGGACCACAUCACAGGCUUUGAGGACCACAUUACUGGCUUUGAGGACCACAUCACAGGCCUUGAUGGCCAUAUCACAGGCUCUGAGGGCCACAUCACAGGCUUUGAGGACCACAUUACUGGCUUUGAGGACCACAUCACAGGCUUUGAGGGCCACAUCACUGGCUCUGAGGGCCACAUCACAGGCUCUGAGGGCCACAUCACUGGCUUUGAUGGCCACAUUACAGGCUCUGAGGGCCACAUCACUGGCUUUGAGGACCACAUCACUGGCUCUGAGGGCUACAAAAGCAUGGAUAGUGCCAAUGGCACAAUUGAGGACUGCAAGAGGAAAAAGUAA